AAGUGUUUGAUAUUGGUAGUUGAGUGUUGUCAAAAUUGUCGGCUUUUAGGUUAUGUUAUUUAGAGUUAUAUCAUUCACAAAAACUGGUGUAUUUUCACCAACAAAUUUGAAAACUAUUCAAAGAGGGUGCUUCGGAAAGAUGUCAGUAGCACUAGAAUCAGUACCUAAAGUUGACAUUGAUGCCACCGGGGUCUUCAAGUAUAUAUUACUAAAUGUAUAUGACAAAACAAAGGUUAAUGUGGAACCAACUGUGAUUGUCCGUGGCUACAAAAGAUGUAACUACCACUCCGAUAUUUAUGAUGAGGUACAAGAAGCUCUUCAGCCUUUAGACUGUGAACCUCUUGGAGGAGGAAGAAUAUCUCAUGACCCAGAAAAUAACAAGAUACAUAUUUAUGGCUACUCACAAGGGUAUGGCAAGGCUGACCACGAGAUUGCUGCCAAAUUAAUUAAAAAAGCCUAUCCUAACUACACAAUCACUGUCAGCGAUGAAGGGUAUUAGUUUAUCUAGGAUUUUAUGUCUACUUAUUUAUGCUUUAUACAUGUAUUAAAUAAUAAAACUUUGAAAACCCUGA
Trichoplusia ni (cabbage looper) is the source of this 572-nucleotide messenger RNA. Its product is annotated as 14 kDa phosphohistidine phosphatase-like. Gene Ontology annotation, cellular component: cytosol. The record is from RefSeq and is a predicted model, not a curated record. Gene Ontology annotation, biological process: peptidyl-histidine dephosphorylation. Lineage: Eukaryota; Metazoa; Arthropoda; Insecta; Lepidoptera; Noctuidae. The transcript has 3 exons. Bases 53 to 499 code for a protein of 148 amino acids. Gene Ontology annotation, molecular function: protein histidine phosphatase activity.